Heterobasidion irregulare TC 32-1 is the source of this 2828-nucleotide messenger RNA. RefSeq lists its product as uncharacterized. The coding region runs from base 15 to 2678 and encodes 887 amino acids. The transcript is spliced from 15 exons. Gene Ontology annotation, cellular component: cytoplasm; exocyst. NCBI's taxonomy places the organism in Eukaryota, Fungi, Basidiomycota, Agaricomycetes, Russulales, Bondarzewiaceae. Gene Ontology annotation, biological process: exocytosis; Golgi to plasma membrane transport. The record is from RefSeq and is a predicted model, not a curated record.
CACGCGUGUGUGUUAUGGAUCCAUCCCUCAGUUUUGAUCCUGUGGCUCAGUCCACGCUCAGUCUGCAGUCGUUUGAGGGGAAAUUCGAUGUCAAAGACUUUGUGGGAGCGUUUUCCGAGAAGCUCAUUGCACAAUCCAAGGCUGACUCUGGUCCAUUCGACCCUAAACCCUUCAUCCGUACAUUCGAGGCCGCAGUCGAUCGUCUCAUCUCCGUGCGCAAGGAUGUACAGGCCAAAACUGAGCAGAUGGAGAAGGGCGUCAGGGUGGCUGAGAGGGAAUAUUCAAAGAAAAUGGCAGAUCUGAACAGAGGAUUUGAGGCAGUAGGAACGUCUUUCUCUUCCAUGGAGACCAAGAUGAGCGAAAUUGGUCGAACUGUCAUUCGCAUAGGUGAACAGCUGGAGUCUGUUCAUCUACAGCGUCAGCGGGCACAAGCUGCCUACGACCUCAUUGACUACUACAAUCACUUUCUCCGUGAUGACACGUCAAAACUAGACACCUUGAAGAAGGAAGGCAGAGAAGGCCGUCGACAGGUUGCUGUACUUCUGCGGCGUCUGAGCACAGUCGCGAAAGAAGUUGACUUACCCAGUGCAGAGAAGACACGAGAAAAUAUUGACAAGUACUGUGAAAAGUUUGAGAAGGACAUGUUGUAUCUAUUUGAUAGGUGUUACCGGAAGGGUGACCCUAAGAUGAUGCAUCAUUGCGCUCAAACCUUGCUUGACUUCAACGGAGGUGCCUCGUGUGUUCAAGUCUAUGUUAAUCAGCACGACUUUUUUAUCAAUCAAGUGCACGAAGACACGCAGAGCGAGGAUACGACAAUGUGGCAAGCUCUCCCGGACCCGAACACAUCGCCUCCAAGAAACGAGACAAGCUUGAACGAUCUCCUAGCAGAAAUUCGUGCGACAGUUGGCCAAGAGGCACAGAUCGUACAAGCCGUUUUUCCAAAUCCACCUUUUGUCAUGCAAGUGUUCCUGCAGCGUGUAUUUGCGCAAUCUAUCCAGCAACACAUGGAACAACUGCUGGUUCGGGCGGGCAACGUUUCCGACUUAGCUUUCCUCCGGGUUCUUCAGCUUGUGCACAUCCAAACAUCCCUCCUCGUUGAAGACCUCAAGCAAUAUGAAUCCCCCUCGCUCAUGUCUCGUUCAUCACUCAAUUCUUCUGAGCUCUCAAGAUCGUUAAGCGGAUCCGUUGCAUCUGGAACCUCUGUGACGACGUCCAUCAGUGCGAUGUUAGAAACCGCUAUGGAAGAAUUGUUUGUCCCCUAUACUGAAGGUCAGCGAUACCUUGAACGAGAAAGCAAAUGUUUGGGAGAACUAUACUCUAAUUUUCUCAUGGUGUUCACCCGAUUUCAUGAAAGAGUUAACAAAGUGAAAUCGUCCAUGUUUGACAGGAUGAUGGGCCAACUGAAUUCAACGAGUACCUCUGGAACGUCCUCAGCUGCUGCUGCUGCCUUGAUGCGGUUUGGAGGCUACUCAGCUGAGAAGAAAGAGGACAAAGUUACCGAGGAACCUCUACGAGAAGAGGACGGAAUGCUGAGUGUGGAUGUCGCAGAGACAAUGUUGAAGUGGCACGCGGAAGCCAUCGGCCGAUGUGUGGAGCUCAGCCCAUCGAGCGAUGUUCCCAAGCAUACAUUCGCGCUGUUCCGUGCGCUUGCAGAGGCCAUAGCCAAUGGAUACAUGGAAACGGGGCUCGAAACUGCUCAAUCACGUCUUGAAGCCGUUGAUCACACGAAAACAGAGCCGUCCUUCCAAGCCCUGUCCGUUCUCAGCACUGUUGACCUCAUCUGUCAUCUUUGGCAACAAUAUGUCAACAUCGCCUUGCUCCCACUAGCGACAAGCUCAGUCACCAUUCGGCGUGAGAUGGUCGUCUUUAAUAAUCAAACAGUCAGCAAGAUCGAGGGCACUGCGAACGCACUUAUGCAGCGUCUCACGGAUGCGGUCCUCUCGUGGAUGUCAAGUCAGCUUGCAAAGCAGAAGAAGACAGACUUCAAACCGAGGAAUGAUGACUUGUCCUUUGCCCGCGUCAACACGGAGCCCUGUAUCGCCUGCUGUGAAAUUCUGGAAAAAGGGCGAGAUGCAGCGAAGGCAAACCUGAGUGGAAAGAAUUUGGAAGUGUUUCUUACAGAAAUCGGUGUCGCCUUCCAUGGGCUUCUUCUCGAUCACCUGAGAAAGUUCCCCGUCAGCGCUACCGGCGGUCUGAUGCUGGCAAAAGAUUUGAAAUCUUAUCAAGACACCAUUGCCACCUUCGCUAUCCCCGCUCUCCAUGAGCGCUUCGAGUUCAUCCGUCAACUCGGCAAUAUAUUCCUCGUUCGGCCCGAGAUAUUAAAAUCGUAUAUCACGGAGAACUACCUUGGACGCAUCGAUUCGACGCUGCUGCGGCCUUACCUCGCGCAGCGAAGCGACUGGGGUCAAGCGGAAAAGGGCUUCAACGACGGCGACGCAGGUGCCGACGAGACUGGUGCGGAGACGAAGGGUCUGCGAGAUCGUUUUGGGAUGGGGCGGUUGAGCAUGAUGAUGAAAGAUUUAGAAGGGUUGAAAAUUGGCGAGGGUAUCCAGGGCAUGAAUAUGCCGGCACUGCCCAGCGGGUUUGCAGGUAGCUUUUCGAUCUCGUCAAGAGCGUUUGGUGGUGGUAACGGGCGUGGAGAUGCUGGUAACGGGCGUGGGGAUGCUUCGGCGAUGUAGGCUCCGCUCGCGCCAUCCAGCAGCUUUGAAAUACGGACAUACAUGGGCGGAUCUCGGUUUUGUUUUCUCUUAUUGCUCGCUUUCUCGCUACGUUCGCUGCUCGCUCACUGUUGUAAUCAUCGUGGAAGUAUCUAUUCUCCUUUAAAAAUC